ACCGUACACAGCGGCCACACUUCCAAGUCCAGUCGAUAUCUUUAGUCUGAGGCCAUAUGUUUCUUAUAUCAUUUGUCCAUUGUCACAUUGAUGUAUUCUAAAUUGCAUCCAAUGGUGACCUCGCCGCCUCAGACCGCGGUACCGGCCUUCUCCCAAACAUGGCACGAGACCGAUACCGCGUUCCUCGAUCCGACCGCUCUACCAGUCGCAAAGAUCCCCCGAGCUUGGGAGCGAAAACAGGAGACCAAAAUAUCACGCGACGGUAAACACAAGAAAGUUUGGCGGAGAUACACGCUUCGAUCACAACCGGCAAGCACAGCAUCGGCCGACGAAGACGAGGUUGAGGAAGGAAGCGUACACAACAGAGCGGUCAAGAAGCUUCGGGUUAGAUUGGAAGGCAUAGAGCAAGUGCCUGCAAAAUCUAAAGGGAAACAGCGUACGUUCAAAAAUACGCGAUGGGAUCGAAGGAAAAGCGUGCUUCCGAGAAAAAGAAGAGCCCCACGCCGUGUGAAUAGCGAAACAGCGGACGAUUCAGACACUGUUCUUGCCCGGGGUGACAUGGUCGCCGAAGAUGCUGCCGACUCUGUUAAUGAAGAUGAAAUCUUGGUUCAAGAGCAAGAAUCUCUACCCGGUGAUCAGGAUAAGCCAGCCUUUCUGUUUGCGGCAGAGGAAGAGUGUGAGCAGCAGACUGAUGAAGAAAUAUCGACCCGGUCAACGCCUUCCGCUUCCGAACUCCAAACGGCAACUCCACCCUCAGGACAACAACAUGAAAUUACCCCCAUGCAGCGUGCAGCUUCUCCACGGACAGAAGAGACUCUCCAUCUGCCCACACAAAUCGAUAGGCCUGCGCAGCAAUUGGAUGCGUCCGAACUGGAUCAGUCGGAAGUGAAUCAGAUUUCUCUCCGUGCUCAUAUGGUUGCAGAGGGCACUUCCGACCCCUUACACGUCUCUGAAACGGAGGACGACGCUGAUGUUGUGGUGGAGGAUAGCCCCGAAGAGACUGCUCUGCCUCAAGAACAUGGUUCACAAGGCCAGACUUCAUUGGGUGCAUGUCAAAUAUCGGAUUCGGAAAUUGUUGAUAUCUCCACGGGCAAGAACGAAACAUAUUGCGAGGAUUCGCCGGAUGAAGAAGAAGUCUUCUCUGCAUCAGCGAAUGAUCUUAAACACCCGGCGGAUAUUUCACAAGAUGUUGGAAGGUCAGAGAUCGCUGUUCAUGAGGGCUUCAGGUCUCAACCUCAGCAGGAUGCAAGCGAUGACAACACUAAGAGCCCACCAGAUGAGAACUGCACGCUUACGGAGGAACAUAUGCAGCUCGAAAUUCAACAAGAUAUGGAGAUGCCACUUCCCACAGAGGGUUCUGAGGUUUUGGUCCAGGCCAAAGGACACGAAGAGAAUCCUCCAAGAGAGAUCACUGCAAGCCCACACAUUGUUGCACACCUCUCUGUAGCAAGUCGUGCUGAGCAGGAGAUAAUUGAUGUUCAGCCCCAGGUCACUGUUGAAAGUACUAUCAAGGAAGAAGUGGGGAAUGAGUCAAACGACAUUGCACUUGGUCUAACUCUGCCGCUAUGUCAACCCUGUUCAACAGAGCCUGUGAGACGAAAGUUGCGAUGUCCUUCACCUCCACCGGUUGAAUCUGUUGUAGACGAUCCCACGACUACCAUCCAGCUAGAUGACGACACUGCGCUAUUGAAAGAUUUCCUUACCCGCGCUGCUGCGAGCAAGGCGAACAAAUCUACUCAUAUCGCUCGUCGCAGUUCUCUUCAAAAUCGUCGCGACUCAGGUGCGGUUCGUCAAGCACUCCAGUCUCCUCGAAGAAUUCUAGAAGCCAAGGAUCCAAAUUCACCAUCAAAGUAUGACAACGAACUCACUCUUGACCUAUCACAAACUCUCACACUCAACAUUGACCAACAACCACCAUUGUCCCCUAUUCCUAAUCAGGUAGAAGCCGAGGGCCUGGAAGAGGACAACCAACUCUCAUUUAGCUCUCGACGCUCAACCCGAACCCGAAAGUCGCGACUUCCUCAUCUUGCUUCUUCACAACAGCAGCCACAGACCCCAAGGAACAUUUCUCUUCGACGAACGGAUGGCGGAGAACCCAUUGUCCUGAAACGAACAGAGGCUCAAGAACUUGGGCUUCUAACGCGGGCUAACACUCGCAAGAACAAACAAGGGGCCGUAGCCGUCAGUCUCAAGUUGCUAAAGUUGAGCACGGCAAACACAAUAUCUACACCGGACGGGGGAGUUGUCAACCCAGCAUCAGACACCAAACCAAAAAAGAAGAACGUUCGCUGGGACGAGCAGCUAACGUAUUUCCAAGAAAGUACGGAGACACUCGAGAGUGUCACGAGUGCGGUGGAUGCCGAGUCCCUAGCCACGCUAGACGAGCUGAAUGUGGCAAUAAUCACGCCUUCGGCGAAGGGAAAGUCCAAGGGAAGCAAAGACAAGAAAUCAACUCCCCGCUUGCGCCGCGUUCGCGGUCUCGGGGCCGCAAACGGUACUCCAGGGAAGGGACUUCUAGCGCCAGCUUCCCUACUACCUCCUGAGAUUCAGGAAGAGAAAGAAGCAUCCCAAUCCCAGCACUUGGCUAUGCCGUCGAAGGUGAAGAAGAUGAAACUUGCUCGAACCGCGGACACGGCCCCCCAAAUGACCGUCCCCAAAUCUCAACUACCGUCCCUCGGAGUUGCACCUGUGGGAAUUGAGCAGACGAACCACGGCAAGGAAAUUUCUACAAAAGAGCUCAAGAGCCAUCUAGCUACCCCAAAGAAGGUCAAAUUGUCCAUACCCAAGCCCACGGCGGCGCAAGUUCCCAGUGAUGGUAAAGAAAAUCAGCAAGGCCGAGGCUUUGGAAUUGCGACCCCUAAGAAGGUUCUGCCGUUACCUCAAAUCAUUGUGCCUCCUGCGGUAGAGACGGGCUUACCUCGGCGGCGAGCAGGAAGGAAGGGGUAAAUAGCAGGCCAAGUCUGUUUGGCGUUUAAUAAAUGAUCGAUAACUAUGAGUCAAGAAUCUGUCUAUGUUUGUGUUUCUCUUCCUUACAGCAUGUAGGGCGUUUCUGGUAGCGAUCCCGUCGGUCUAUUGGCACUAUCUGCGUUACGGUUUUGGUGUUUUGGGUGCCGUUUAGGAUUUCCUUUUAGUUUGAUAGUUUCUCGUCCAGUUACGGCUUAGAAAUUGAGAGAGUGUAUCAUCACAUUUGAUAAUCAAAGACUCAAGACUAC
Molecule: messenger RNA, 3212 nt
Organism: Lindgomyces ingoldianus
Lineage: Eukaryota; Fungi; Ascomycota; Dothideomycetes; Pleosporales; Lindgomycetaceae
Exons: 2
Coding region: 91-2946 (951 amino acids)
Source: RefSeq, a predicted model, not a curated record